CCAGAAACAGAUCUGAGGUUGACUCCACUUCAGUGCUCUUCCUAUUAAUUAGCCAUGGAGGAGGGUUCAAAUAGUGGCCUCCUCUCUCCUUUCUUCUAGCAAGAAAUGAACAGAACUGAGACCAAACAGAACAUGUUGAAUAAAUAUUGAAAUCCUGGCUAGGCAUGGUGGCUCACGCCUGUAAUCCCAGCACUUUGGGAGGCUGAGGCAGAUGGAUCACGACGUCAGGAGUUUGAGACCAGCCUGGCCAAUAUGGUGAAACCCUGUCUCUACGAAAAAUACAAAAAUUAGCCCAAUGUGGGGGUGUGUGCCUGCAGUCCCAACUACUCUGGAGGCUGAGGCAGGAGAAUUGCUUGAACCUGGGAGGCAGAUGUUACAGUGAGCCAAGAUGUGCCACUGACUCCAGCCUGGGCAACAGAGCCAGACUCUGUCUCAAAAACAAAAUAAAAGAACUCCUGAUACUUCAGGAGGGCCAAAAGAUUAAAGUUACCCUGUUUCGUGGAAUGGGAUCACACUUUCAGAGUCACUGGGUGUGGUGGCUCACACCUGUAAUCCCAACACUAGCAGGCAGAGGCAAGAGGAUUGCUUAAGCCCCAAUUCAAGACAGCCUGGGCAACAAAACGAGACUCUGUCUCUACAAAAAUAAAAUAAUUAGCCAAGUAUGGUGGGGCGCGAUUGGAGUACCAGCUACUAGGGAGGUUGACCAGGGAAGAUCCCUUGAGCCCAGGAGUUCGAGGCUGCAGUGAGCCGAGAUCACACCACUGCCCUCCCGCCUGGGUGACAGAGCGAGACCCGGUCUAUUUAAAAAAAAAGAAAGAAAGAAAAGAACGUUAAGGGUCUAAUUUCCCUUUCUCCCUUUGCCAGGUAGGAGAAGGGUAUAGAGAGUGACCUGGCCUGGAAAGGGAGGCAGCGGUAGCUGUAGUAUUGACCCCUGUCCUUUAAAAUUCCUAUUCCAGCACAAUUUCCCAGAAGUUUUCUAGGUGGCCUCAGACUCCACCCCUUCUGUCUUCAGCUUCUGGUUUCCGACUGUACCGUUUAAAUCUCGCGCGCUUUACAAUGAUUGGCUACGUUCGCGGGUGGUUGGCCGUCUGCCCGCUACCCCUCCUUUUCGCCUUUUCUCCCCGGGCAAAAGGUUUUCAAAUUUAACCAAUCGACGGGCGCGCUACCUCAGCAGAGGCGCGACACCCAAGGGUUAAUCGCAACCAAUCGGAGGAGGGUACUGGAGAAAAGGGCCAAUCAGGAGGGUGCGGAGGUGUGUCCUGGGGGCCUAUAAAAACGGCCUCUCGGCGCGCGCGCGCGACAGCAGUUGGACUGCGGAGAGUGUUUGUCCUGGUGUCUCUGAGCCGUUGAGCUUCGCCGGUCUACCUCGCUAGCAUGUCGGGCCGCGGCAAGACUGGCGGCAAGGCCCGCGCCAAAGCCAAGUCGCGCUCGUCGCGCGCCGGCCUCCAGUUCCCCGUGGGCCGCGUACACCGGCUGCUGCGGAAGGGCCACUACGCCGAGCGCGUUGGCGCCGGCGCUCCAGUGUACCUGGCGGCAGUGCUGGAGUACCUCACCGCUGAGAUCCUGGAGCUGGCGGGCAAUGCGGCCCGCGACAACAAGAAGACGCGGAUCAUCCCCCGCCACCUGCAGCUGGCCAUUCGCAACGACGAGGAGCUCAACAAACUGCUGGGCGGCGUAACUAUCGCCCAGGGAGGCGUUCUGCCCAACAUCCAGGCCGUGCUGCUGCCCAAGAAGACCAGCGCCACCGUGGGGCCGAAGGCGCCCUCAGGCGGCAAGAAGGCCACCCAGGCCUCCCAGGAGUACUAAGAGGGCCCGCGUCGCGGCCGGCCGCCAGGCCUCCCCAUGCCACCACAAAGGCCCUUUUAAGGGCCACCACCGCCCUCACGGAAAGAGCUGAGCCACUUCAGACUGCGGAGCAAGCGGGCCGCGGCUCCCGCCUCCCUGCCCCUCCCCUCGCCCACCGCCCGUCCUGGAGUCCCCGUCCGCCCCCACUCGUGGCCCGCGCCCCCUGCCGCGUCGGCCUCGGGCCCUGCCACGUCCGCCGGCCGCUCUCCGGCAGGGCUCGAGCGGUCCGGAAACGGCUAGGGCGCUCUGCGGGGACCGCCGUGGCGCGGAGGACCCGAGCCUGCCGGGGGGAGACCGGCGACGCCGCACCUGCCCGCCUCGGCGCUCGUGACUCAGCCGCCCGAUCCUGAGUCGCCGAGGGGCUGCGGGGAGGCCGCAGCACCUUCUGGAAGACUUGGCCUUCCGCUCUGACGCAGGGCCGAGGUGGGCAGCCCAGGCCCAGAGGCCGGCGGCCCUGAAGGUCUGCGCUGGGGCCGGGACGAAACACCUGGUAACAGGCACAUCUUCCUCCCGAGUGACUGCCUCCUAGGAGGACAUUUGGGGGAGGGUGGAGGCCUGCAGUUUGGCUUCACGGCUGGCUAUGUGGACAGCGAGAGUCGUUUUCGCGGAAGCCAACUGGCAGCCAGGCCUGUCGGGCCUCCCCACGCUGCCCCAUGUCCCUUCCAGCAAACUCGACUCGGCAAUCCAAGCACCUAGAUACCAGCACAAGUCGGUUAAUCCCUGUCUGGACUGAGCCUCUGUUGGCUUUCGAACUGGAAUUUUGCAGCUAACCCUUACAACACUAGAACCUGAGGCAUUGGGGAGUUUUAGAUGGACUAAUUUUAUUAAAGGAUUGUUUCUUUUUUAAA
Messenger RNA from Callithrix jacchus (white-tufted-ear marmoset), 2693 nucleotides. The record is from RefSeq and is a predicted model, not a curated record. NCBI's taxonomy places the organism in Eukaryota, Metazoa, Chordata, Mammalia, Primates, Cebidae.